AUGGAGGAGAUCAUCGUCGACGAUACGGAGAUGUACGGAGCCCUCGUGACGGCGAAAUACCUACGGAUGCAUCAUCGACACCGUUGCAGUGAGAAACAGUGUACCUCUGUUCUCGUCAAAUACAUCAAAGCCCCUGUUCAUCUCGUUUGGUCACUUGUGAGAAGAUUCGAUCAGCCGCAGAAAUACAAACCAUUUGUAAGCAGAUGUACUGUUGAUGGUGAUCCUGAGAUCGGCAGUCUCAGAGAAGUCAACGUCAAGUCUGGUCUUCCGGCGACCACUAGUACAGAGAGGCUCGAGCAGCUUGAUGAUGAAGAACACAUACUCGGCAUCAACAUCAUUGGUGGUGAUCACAGACUCAGGAAUUACUCUUCGAUUCUGACUCUACAUCCUGAGAUGAUCGAUGGGAGGUCAGGAACUAUGGUGAUUGAAUCUUUCGUUGUGGAUGUUCCUGAAGGCAACACCAAAGACGACACAUGCUAUUUCGUGGAGUCACUCAUCAAAUGUAACCUCAAAUCCUUGGCUUGUGUCUCUGAAAGAUUGGCUGCUCAGGACUUGACCAAUUCCAUCGCCACUUUCUGA
Microthlaspi erraticum is the source of this 579-nucleotide messenger RNA. The record is from the annotation of a GenBank genome assembly. Lineage: Eukaryota; Viridiplantae; Streptophyta; Magnoliopsida; Brassicales; Brassicaceae.